AGCAGCGAGGAGGAUUGAAGGGCGCUGCAGAGGUUCGUUCGCAUCUAGGCAGGGAGCAGGGGAACAAUUUCGGCAACUCUCGUGAGACGAAUCUUGCGUGGUAGAGCAGGGAGGCGAGUUAUAGAAGAUUGGCGUCACAGAGAAGACCAUCUGGUGACCAUCUGUCCGCAGCAGAGCUUCGAUGCAGUGGUCCGCAACAGUAGUCCGCAACAAUGCUUUGAUUUUGGUAUUGCAGAGUUCUGAUUGAUGCAUUGGUCCAUCAUUUGCAUUGAUUAAAACCACGAAAAGCGGCCAUUGUCUAGGUUUAGCCCUCGGUUGGAAUGAUGAGGUGCAGGUCAAGGUUUUGGAUGGAACACUUAUGGUGGUUGAUAAUUUGAGGAGGAAAGGCGUGGACAUUCAGGGCGGGUGCAAGCUGUGUAACGCGCCGGAUGAAUAACUAGAUCAUGCGAUGAGGGCGAGUCCAAGAGUCCAAGCAGUGUUGCGGGCAACUGGGAUGUACAUGGACUUCGAGCUAACCACGACGGAAGUCUGGAUAAGGAAGCAGCUUGAUAGUGUUGGCGAGGAAGAAAGAGGUAGUUUCGUGGCUAUAUUUUGGAGUAUUUGGAAACGGAAAAAUACAACAGUUUGGAAACAGCAUGUACAGGACAUUGCUAGCGUUGUAAAUGCGGGUACUGGAAUGCUGACUAGUUGGAAGGAUGUCCAAGUCACUGAGGAAGGGAGGAUAGGUUCGACCGGAGACCGUGGAAAUAAAUGGAAGAACUCGGGG
This is a messenger RNA of Cuscuta europaea, 766 nucleotides long. The record is from the annotation of a GenBank genome assembly. NCBI's taxonomy places the organism in Eukaryota, Viridiplantae, Streptophyta, Magnoliopsida, Solanales, Convolvulaceae.